AGCAUUUGGAAGAUGACCAAACCACAAGGGGAAUGGGACAUCGAUUGGUCAUGGAGCUGCAGCUUGGAGGACUUUCGAGAGUAUGACCCGGAUGUCCAGAUUGGCAGCCCCCGCUCGGUGGCGGCCUGCGACGCCCAGGGCAUUCGACCUCGGGAGCUCGCCUACAAGCCCCUGGAGGUCUUCCAACUUCCAGGCCUAGACCCUCGUGUGGCCCAGCUGCGCUAUGAGUUCAUGGAGGCACGACGGCAAGAUCUUCUGAAGGCGGCGAGGGACACGCGCAACAUCAUCAUUGAGCUUGUGGAAGAGGCAGACCGAGAGGAGGCGAAGGCGCAGGAGUCCAAGCACAGCGCACGCAAGAAGCAUUGGCAGCAAGCGGCCAUGGCGGAGGACCGGAGCACCAAAGACGACCUGCACCGGGAACUCCAACCGUCUUGGCGAGACGGAGGCCCACCUGAUCCCAGCCUCUCCGGCCCACCGACCACGCCCUACCCCGUUGCCUUGAACUUCUUCAAGGAGGUCUUCGAGGAAUUUUCUGCCAGCCGAGCCAUGGAGAGGCCAGCCAGCUCCCAAGACGCAGAGGGCCAGGUGUUGUUACCUCCAGUGACGCCUCCCUCAUCGAGCUCCUCCCCGGUGAUCAAGCAGCUGCGGCCGUCCCCGAAGCGCGCCACCUCGGAGACGCAGCUGAGAGACCUCAUCCACAAGAUGAAGACGGUGCCGAACGGCAACCACGUGGACGAGGAGUUCGCGCGGAAGAGCCACGAGCUUCACCUCACCUAUCCCAAGUUGGAGGCCAGAUGGCGGCAAAAUGUCUACAAGGAGCAACUGCGAAUGCAGAAGAGCUUGACUCACAUGGCGACCGACUGCUUUGAUCGUUUGAUCAUCGAAGAAGAGGAGAAGUAUGAAGCCUCGAAGCUCCGUGAGGCCAUGCACCAGCUCUCCCAAGAGGACGAUCCAACCCGCGAGCAAAAGAAGACGCCAAGCUUUACGCCAUUGAGCACCACAGCACGCUCGAGCCAUGGCUUCUCAUCCACGAUGCGCUCUGCAUCCAGCUCUCGUGCAAGCCAUGCUGAUCGAGAGGAUGCAGCCAGAGACAAGACCCUUGGCACUUUGCGGGAAAAUGAGAUCAAGCGCAACGAGACGCUGCAAAAGAAGCUGGAGCAUCAGCAAGAGGUGCAGGAAAGGGUCGUAGAGCAAGCCACCGCGGUCAAGUGGAGGAUGGCUUACAAAGUGCUCGAGGAGCGGCUGCGAUGGCGGCUCAAGUACAACCAGGUGGAGGCGAAGAUGCAAGAGCGCGAGCGGCAAACCAUGGAGGCCUUCGAGCAACGCCAGGAGUACUUGCGCCAACGCCAGGCCCGUUGCGACGACUCCGGGGAGAUCCGGAAGGAGCUUCGUCACUUGCGCGACGUGGGCAGACGGCUGAAUCAGGCGCAGCGCGAGCGGAAAGAGGCCUGGCGCUUGGCGAAGAAGAAGCGGGAGAGCAUGGAGAAGCACCUUGCGCACUGCGGGCUGAAGAUGCCUAACAUGCCCAACGUGAAAUCAUAGAGGGCUCCAAAACGCCGUCAUGUUCCUUCGACAUCGCCAAAAUCGUUUAUGUCGAUGUCGACAUGGUCAUUGAGAAAACUUGGUUGUUCCAUGGCGACAUCGGCAUCACCCCAGCAGUGCUUCAAUGGGUUGGAUCCACCCAGCUUCCGGCGAGUUCGAACGUGGAUGCGGUUUGGGAGGCCUGGCACGAACUCGCGCGAAGCCAACGCGAUGCACCGGCAAACGUGCUUGAGAUUUGUCCCC
Durusdinium trenchii is the source of this 1785-nucleotide messenger RNA. The record is from the annotation of a GenBank genome assembly. NCBI's taxonomy places the organism in Eukaryota, Dinophyceae, Suessiales, Symbiodiniaceae.